AUGAGCCCGCCGUACCCUUCCUUCGGGUCUGCUGUGGGACGGGCGGGAGACGCGCGGGGAACGGCGGCGCAGCGCCCGCUGCGGGCCCGACCCGGGCGGCUUAGCCCGGCGAGGACGACUAGCGCCGGGAGGACCCCCGUCCCCGCCCGCACGCCCACCCCGCGCCGGGGAAGGGUGUUCCCGGGGCGGGCGAAGGGCGGGAAGGGGGGCGGGUUAUCGAGGGGGAAAAGCCGCGGCUGUCGGCGCAAACGGAGCCCACGCCCCGCGCUGCCGCCGCCGCCGCCGGCUGGGGCUCCUCGUCCGCCUCUCGCCAUGGGGCUGCAGCCCCGGCGCGCAGCGGGACCCUGCCCGCCCGCGGGGAGAUGCGCCGCCCUGCCCGGAGCGCGGACCGCGGCUGCCUGGGCCCGCAGCGAGGAGCCGGAGGGAGCUGCCGGCCGCACCGCGUCCCUGCCGCCCAUCCUGCCGGCCCCCACCGCUUCCCCCGUCGCCGCCCGGGCGCAGCCCAAGAAGCCCCCGCCCGCGGCGGCGGCCCCCAAGAAGGCAGCGCCUCGGCCCGCGGAGGAGAAGGCGGCGAGGAAGGCGCGGGGGGCGCCCCCGGAGCAGGCGGGCCCCCUCUCCACCUCCUGGCCCUGCUCCUCCCUGCAGCGGCAGCCGCCGCGCAGGCCACCGGCCGGGCGGGGGGCGCGGCCCCAGCCCGCCCCGCCGCAGCCGCGGGGGCGCCCAGGGGCGCCGGGGGCGGGCAGCCGCUCCUGCGAGAGCCUCGGCGGGGCGCCGGGGGAGGCGGCGCUGCGCUUCUCGCUGAGCCUGCCGCCGGAGGCCAUCCGGGUGCUGCAGCGCCGCAGCCUGGAGCGGCAGCGGGGGCAGCCCGCCCCCUCCCCCGGCGGCAGAGCGGCCGCGACCCCGGCCCCGGCGCGGCGCGGCGCCCGGGCGGGCGGCGGCGACUUGCGGGCCCUGCUGAAGGUUUCGCUGCUCAACGACAGGCACCGCUACGACGACGAGGAGUACGAGGAAGAGGCGGAGGCGGCGGCGGGGGCCGCGGUGGACGAGGGGCUGGUGCGGAAGUGCACCGAGUGGCUGCGCGGCGUGGAGAGCGCGGCCGGCCGCGACCGCCCCGACAGGCUGGAGACGCUGCCGCACCUGGGCACCCUCUGAGCCCCGCCGGGGGAGCGGGGCUGGGGGAGCG
Gymnogyps californianus (California condor) is the source of this 1183-nucleotide messenger RNA. RefSeq names its product proline rich 18 (gene PRR18). The record is from RefSeq and is a predicted model, not a curated record. Lineage: Eukaryota; Metazoa; Chordata; Aves; Accipitriformes; Cathartidae.